AUGGAAAAGAAGCUAAUGAUCAUCGACACCGAUUGCGGCAUAGACGAUGCUCAGGCAAUAAUGAUGGCGUUGGCGGCGCCUAACAUCCACAUCCUGGGCGUCACCUGCGUGUUUGGGAACACGGCGGUCGACAAUGUGUGUCAGAAUGUUUUGAGGGUGCUCUCAGUCUGUGAGCGUAACGGGAUUCCAGUGUUUCGAGGUUCUGCUGGCCCUCUGGUUGGAGCGGGAAACUCACCCACUGACCACUUUGGAAGUGAUGGACUCGGAGAUGUGAUAAAGGAGAAAGAUCCUCGUUGGGAGGAGAAAAUCAAAAAGGAGCAUGCAGUUAGCGCAAUGAUAAGACUGGUGUCCGAAAACCAGAACCAGGUCUCCUUGGUGGCUCUUGGCCCGCUCACUAAUCUGGCGCUGGCGGUCAGACUUGACCCCCGUUUUCCCCAAAAGCUCAGGGACCUGUACAUCAUGGGCGGCAACAUGGAAGGAAAAGGAAACGUGACUCUGUGUGCAGAGUUUAACUUUGCCAUGGAUCCAGAGUCGGCCUAUAUCGUUCUUGAGGAGUUCCUCUGUCCUACCUACCUGGCAUCGUGGGAAUAUGCGUGCAGAAACGCACUGGCGUGGGAAUUCCUUGAGGAGCUCGUCAAUCAGGACGCUCCAGCUGCACGCUUCAUGAAGAUGAUAACGUCUAAAUGCUGGGCUUAUUCCAGAGAGGCCAUGAUGACUAAGAGAGACGUGUACUUUGGGCCGGGCUUUGUCUCCUAUGAUUCCUACGCGAUGGCGGCCUGCAUCGACCGCAGCGUGGUGACGGAGAGCAUCGAGUGUCCCGUCCGCGUGGAGCUCCAGGGCUCCAUUGCUCGAGGCAUGUUGGCGCUGGAUCGCACAAAUCAGCUGAAGAAGAGCCACAGCGUGUUUGUGUUGACUAAAUGUGACACAGCCAAGUUCAGCGAGCUUCUGAAGGAGUCCCUCAGACAGCCCUGCAAGAAGUAAAGUCUGGACUUCCUUCAUUUAACUGCUGCAUCACUAAGUGCCCUUUGACCUUUUACUGACAUCAUUUUAUAGCC
Pelmatolapia mariae (spotted tilapia) is the source of this 1055-nucleotide messenger RNA. RefSeq lists its product as uncharacterized. The coding region runs from base 1 to 981 and encodes 326 amino acids. Gene Ontology annotation, molecular function: hydrolase activity, hydrolyzing N-glycosyl compounds. The record is from RefSeq and is a predicted model, not a curated record. The transcript is spliced from 5 exons. NCBI's taxonomy places the organism in Eukaryota, Metazoa, Chordata, Actinopteri, Cichliformes, Cichlidae.